Agelaius phoeniceus (red-winged blackbird) is the source of this 2112-nucleotide messenger RNA. It is a transcript of the gene FNDC10, whose product is annotated as fibronectin type III domain containing 10. The record is from RefSeq and is a predicted model, not a curated record. Lineage: Eukaryota; Metazoa; Chordata; Aves; Passeriformes; Icteridae.
AUGCCCGGCACGCCCAGCCUGCUGCCUCCUCUGCUCGCCCUGCUGUGCCUCGGGCUGGCCCAGCCCAACCCCGACCCCGACGAGCCGUGGUGCCCCUACAAGGUGGGCGGCGAUGGCGCUGCGGCGGCGGCGGCGGGGGCGCGGCUGUGCUUCCGCCCGCCGGCCCGCGGCUUCCAGUGCUCGGCGCGGGGGUGCCGCGCCCACCGCUCCGCGGGCGGCGCGCUGGUGGCCAACGUGCUGCGGAACGGCAGCGUGCUGCUGCAGUGGGGCAUGCGGCACUGGGGGCCGCCGGCUCGCCCCGCCGCCGCCCUGCGCGGCUUCGCGCUCAACUGCUCCUGGGACGGCACCUACACGCGCUUCCCCUGCGACAGCGUGGAGCUGGGAGCCGCGUGUCGCGAUUACCUGCUGGCCGAGGCGCACGGCAGCGUGCGCUACCGCCUGUGCCUGCAGCCGCGCUUCGCCCCGCCGCGCCCCGCGCCGCCCGCGCAGUGCGUGGAGUUCCGCGUGGAGCCCGCGGCCAUGCGCGACAUCGUGGUGGCCAUGACGGCCGUGGGGGGAUCCAUCUGCGUGAUGCUCGUCUUCAUCUGCCUGCUCGUGGCCUACAUCACCGAGAACCUCAUGAGCCCCGCGCUCGCCCGCGGAGGGCACGCGGCGGCCGCUGCGCGCCGCGCGUAGUGCGGGAGGGGAUGGUGGUGAUGGUGGUGAUGAUGAUGAUGAUGGUGAUGCGGCGCCCGGCGCUCUCCGGCGAGGGAAGAGGUUUUCCAGACUGUUCUGGCAGCGCUGUGCCCACAUUUGCAGGAUGCGCGUUUCCAGCGGAGCUCGGAGCUCUCCUUCCUCCUGGGGUGGCUUCUCGGCCGGAGGCGUUCGUGGUGAACUCGCGGCAUCUCAGCGGAUCAAAAAACAAUAGCAGAGGUCCCCAAGUGCCAGAAAUCGUCUGUUUUUAAGGGCAAGCGGCAGAUCUUACCGAGGGCCUGUUUGAAAAGACUCUCCAGAGCACCCUUAUUUUAAGCCUAAAACCUCUUGGUCUUAGAGCCGUGCUUGAUUUUUUUCCUGAGGGGCAAAGUUGUUUAAAGUUCAGGAGGACUGACUGGUGGGACCACAAACCCCAUAGCUAAGCGUGUGUUUGAUGCAAAGCCCACUUAAUCUCGUGGUUUAGGCGGGUUUUGUAUUAGGCCUUUUGGUGGUCACAAAUUUUGGGGCCACUGUCCAAAAACCACGGGGGUUUUCUGGUCGAGGGUUUUCGACCAUCAACAUCCAACACCUGCUUUUCUCCCAUCAGAAUUGUGUUGUAGUUUCACGAAGAGUGCAGGUAAAGGGAUAAAUUGAAUAAGAAAACUCCAUUUCGUUGAGCGAGUAGGAACCAACCCUUAAUUAUAAGAUAGAAGUGAGCACCCCCUCGCCCCCUAAAAUCCCCUCCUUUAGCAAAGCAGCUGCACUAAGGUAGAAGCUUCUUGACCACAGAACUCACUGAUGUUGUAGCCGAGUGUUUUGAGCGUAGGAACACUCCCUGGUAACUCCUCACUUGAUGCUGUAGUGAAGUAAGGUUUUAGCCAUACUCUAGUACUGAUUCUAUUGUGCCUUAGUGCUGAGAAUUUGUCCCAUUUCUAUUGGUGUAGCUGUUCCUGUAGUCCUUGUAGUUUUAAGUGUGUCUCCCUCGUGUUCUCGUCUCUGGAAUUAGUGGUUGUUGGUUUGUCUGAUUGUUUUCUUUAAAAGAAAAAAACAAACAACCAACUUGGGCUGAGCAUUACUUGAAAUUUAAUAUAUACACAAAGUAGUUACCUUCAGAGAGGUAUUUAGUGAGGUAGUUUUUAGUACGUGUUGUUUGUAUGUAGUUAACUGCUGUAACAUGAAAAAAUUAAUUUAUUAUCACUUAGGAACUGUGCACUUAAAGCAAAAAAAAAAAAAAGAAAAGUAGGGGGAAGGCUUUUCUGUAAAGGGACUGUCAGGUUCGGUGUGAUCUGUUUGUGUCAAUGUUUAGCACUGGUGAACGACCUGUUUGCUUUUCCUUGUGAAAGUCGUUUGUGAAGUUUCAACUUGGUGGUAGAGGGUUAAUAUAGGAAAUGUGUGGAAUCCUUAAUAAUACCCAGUAUUUGUACUGAACAUUAUCCCCUC